AUGGCGGCCACCAAGGAGCAAUCUAUAGCAAUGGCUACUCGUACACUGGUCGGCGAUCUCGUCGCUGACUUCGUCACGGCUUGCCAGUCGUCCGUGAGGAACAAGGACAAUUCCAUCGUGUGGGAUCAUCUGGAGAUGGAAGGUGGUGGUCAAGGGCAUGCGCUCGCUCCCUCGGUCGGAUCCAUGGUCGAACGAUACGCGCGCAGGGCUACCUCGGUGUUUGGUCACGGAGGCGAACCAUCGCGCAAACUUUGCAUAACUUCCGAGGCCAUAUCAAGGCCGGGAGAUGCUGAUGGUAAUUGGCCAACCCGGCAGCGGCUGCACAACAGCCUUUGCCAUAUGCACGCUGAAUAUAAAUGUACCACCGGUACUUUAUUGUACGGCGGGAUCCAAGCAAAUUUCGAAGGGCCGGCAGCUCCAGUUGAAACCACAUUCUGCGCCGAGGAGGAUAUUCAUUUCCCAAGCUUGACUGUGGAGGAAACUUUGAGAUUUGCAGUCAACUCUCGGUUCAGCAACGUGAUAUCCUCUGCGGAAGCACACAAGACUGUGGUCAACCUUGCCCGUUUGUUCGGGAUCAAUCAUGUUUUGGCUACCAGAGUAGGCAACGAACAGAUUCGAGGAGUGAGUGGCGGAGAAAGGAGAAGAUUGUCUCUAGCUGAAGCUCUAGUCACUUGCCCGAGUAAUCUGAUUUGCUAUGACAACCCUACCGCUGGUCUUGACUCCUCAACGGCUCUCGAAUUUGUGCAAAUGCUGCGAGAAUAUGCCAACAAGUCCCACUGCACCAUCGCUAUGAGUCUCUACCAGGGAAGUGACGAUAUGGUUCCUCUAUUUGACAAAGUGACUGUCAUAAAUUCGGGGCACUGUAUCUACUACGGUGAUGUGGUUGCAGCGAAGUCCUACUUUGAGGAUGUAGGAUUCUAUUGUCCUCCAACAAUGUCAAUUACGGACUUCUUGAACUCGAUGUCUGCGGAGCCUGAAGCACGCCUGUUACGCCAGGCAGCAGGUCGUUGGUCGAUUCCACAGACACCCGAAGAAUUUGCCACUGCAUUCUGGAAAAGCGAGAAGGGGGUUCGGCGUGGAACACAGAUCGAAGAAGCGAAGAAUAGUGCUAGUGCCGCGGAAAAACCGCUAGGUCGGCGGAAGAAAUCACGACAAACAUACUCGGUUCCGAUUCUCACACAGAUUCUUCUCUGUGCCUACCGUCAGUAUCGCAUAUUCAUCACGGAUUAUAACGCCUGGAUCGUUGAGGCUGCCUGCAUGGCAGUUCAAAGUAUCAUCCUCGGUACAGUCUUUCGAAACCUGCCACAUGAAUCUUCAUCGCUGUACCAGCUUGGAUCGGUUGUUUUCUACGCGAUCCUCGUGCCUGGACUCCAGUCAAUGAGUGAGUUUGGCAAUACCUUUGCACAGCGGCCAUUGCUCUUGAAGCAUAAGCGGUAUCGUUUCUAUCACCCGAUGUCGUAUGGAUAUGGCCAGAUCCUGUCGGAUGUUGUAUGGAAAGUGGUGGUUAUUGCGUACAACAUCCCUAUGUAUUUCCUGGCAGGACUUCACCGCACCGCAGGGCAUUUCUUCAUUUUCUUUCUGGUUGCUUAUAUUUCCCACCUGUCGCUUUCGAUGUUCUUCCGGUUCAUCGCCGUCGUGUCACCGACCGUGGAACGUGCCGGUCUUCCCGUUGGCAUCUUCUUGACGACGCUGGUCAUCUACACGGGCUGGUACAUCCCACCACCACAGAUGCAAGUCUGGCUAAAGUGGUUGCGCGCUCAUGAUCAACGAAGUUGGAACUACUGCCUACGAAUGCACUUCAUCCGACUUAGUUCCCGUGGCCAAACCUAUACGGAUGUGGCAUACCAAGCCUGUGCCAUCGCCGGCUCUGAGCCCGGAAGGACUGUUGUGGAAGGCGCUUCAUAUCUGAAUGCUUACUACGACUUUGAUAAUUCUCACCUCUGGCGUAACGUUGGCAUAAACGCGGGGUUCUUCGUCUUUUUCGCCAUUUUGGUCGGUCUUGCAAUGGAGCUGUUCAGGCCCCCUGCUGGCCUCCUUGCCACAGUCUUUUAUCGCCAGAAGGUCGCGCAUACUGUACCUUCUUCGACCAGCAGCGCUGAGAACGACGUUGAGGCACAAGGAUUUGCUAGGUCGACUAGGAAGGUAUCAAGUCCUGAAGAGGCUCAGUCUCAGGACGGCCAUUCCUUCGCUUGGAAGGACCUCCACUUGACACUCCGUAAGGAUGGAGAGGAACGCACUUUGCUGCAACAUAUUGACGCUGAGCAGUCUCGGCCCCAGCUUUAUGCUACUCCCUUGACCCAUCAAUUUGCCGUCGUGCUUCGUCGCACCUGGUUGUGGUACUGGCGUGAGCCAGAGUAUUUCUCUGCCAAGCUUUGGAUGAAUUCAACAGGGUGCGUUCGACCGUAUGUAUACGAUCUUCCUGUCCUUCUUGAUGGGCCCACCCUUGGCUUAUCCAUGGAGCCACGGUUUACCACUUUCCGCGAUAUCUUUGUGUACCGGGAGAAAGCCAGUCGAUCCUACCACUGUAUUGUGUUUGUGAUGAGUUCCAUUGUCAUUGAACUGCCCUUCACCCUCAUAACGGCGCUCAUCUAUUGGCUUCUGUGGUAUUUCCCAGCUGGGCUGCAAACCGAUCCCACGCAUGCUGGCUACGCACUGCUUUGUUACUGGCUGUUUUCAAUCUUCACUGUGAGCCUGGGAUACCUCAUUGCAGCGUGGAUGCCAAACCUGAAUGCCUCUCUCAUGGCCAAUGGUUUCUUUUUCAUGUUUGUGAAUACGUUUGUAGGCACCUUGACGGCGCGUGAAAAGACUCCGUCGGGCUGGAGUUGGUAUUUCAACGUCUCCCCGCUGUAUUACCUGGCGGAGGGACUCACUACCAACUCUCUAUAUGGGCAUGACAUCCGUUGCACAUCUAGUGAAGUGACUGUUUUCCACGUUCCAGUCAACGAGACUUGCAUUAGCUACGCUGGUUCUUUCUUGCAGUCCGCUACAGGUUAUUUGGUGAACCCAGAUGCCACUGGGGCUUGCGAUUAUUGUCGCUAUAGCAUUGGCCAGGAAUACUACCAACAAUUUGGUUAUGACAACAAUCGUAAGUACCGUGAUAUUGGGAUAUUUAUCGGGCUUAUUGCAUUCAAUUUCACGGCUGUCAUUGUGGGUACCUACGUGACGAAGAUCUACAAGUGGAAGAGGAAGGCUGAGUAA
Molecule: messenger RNA, 3198 nt
Organism: Penicillium mononematosum
Lineage: Eukaryota; Fungi; Ascomycota; Eurotiomycetes; Eurotiales; Aspergillaceae
Exons: 11
Coding region: 1-3198 (1065 amino acids)
Biological process (GO): transmembrane transport
Cellular component (GO): membrane
Molecular function (GO): ATP hydrolysis activity; ATP binding; ABC-type transporter activity
Source: RefSeq, a predicted model, not a curated record